Diorhabda carinulata is the source of this 1047-nucleotide messenger RNA. RefSeq names its product distal membrane-arm assembly complex protein 2. The record is from RefSeq and is a predicted model, not a curated record. Bases 78 to 941 code for a protein of 287 amino acids. Lineage: Eukaryota; Metazoa; Arthropoda; Insecta; Coleoptera; Chrysomelidae. The transcript is spliced from 2 exons.
AUAAAAAUAAAAGAGAAGAAGAUUUGUGCUGUAUUCAUUUUAUGAUAGUUUAAUAUUUAAAAUUUAUCUGUGGUAAAAUGAUAAAAUUUAAUAAUCUUCUUCAGUUAAAUCGUUCUACUGUGUAUUAUUGUAAAUGUAGAUUAUCUAGUAAUAAAGAAUCUACGAUACCUGUUAAACAGGAGGAAGUGAAAGAUUCGGUAAAGUCAUUCAAUCCCAAAGAUGUUACAAAAGCAGAUAUGAAAUGGAGAACACCUUGGCAUCAAAAAGAAGGACAACAUUACAGCUUUUUACGAGUUUUUUACAAAGAAGAAACAAAUACAAGUCUUCUGCAAAAAAUACAGGCGCCCAUAGAUUUAUCUCCUAGUGCGAUAAAAAAGUGGUGGGCAAAGAAAAAGGAACGCGAAGCAAUAAUUUUACAAUCGUAUAUACCCGAAAGAAAUCAAAUACUUGGAAAUGAACUAGCUGCUGCCCAUUUCAUUGUACACAGGGGUGGAGCUAUAAAAUUUUUUGAUGAAGACAGAUGGAUAAAAGCAGAUGAAAAUAAUGAAUAUAAUCUUCCUAGAUUUUUUGAAGAAGAUAAAAUACUCCAAGCAAUCGACUGCAGUAACAUGAAUCUAUACUAUGAAGGGAUGGCCAAUUUAAGAGAUUUAAAACAAGUGGAAUGGUUAAGUUUCAAUGGAUGCUCACAUAUAGAUGACUGGUGCCUAGAUACUAUUAGUAAUAUAUUCAGCCAUAGCCUAAUAUAUUUAGAUUUACGAAAUUGUCCUAAUAUUACAUCAAGAGGAAUAGGAAGUUUAUAUAAAUUACCUUAUUUAAAAAUAUUGUAUUUGGAUGAUUUUUUAAAAUCCACUCAGUAUGAAUUAACAUGUUUGUUGUUGCAGGAAGUUAAUCCUGAAUUAGAUAUUAGAAGUGAUCCUGUUACAUUUGAAAUAUCAAGAUAGUGAAAUUAUAUGUUUUUAAUUUGAUGAAUCCAGUUUUGAUGAGAUGAAAAAUUGUUUAAUCAUUCUGUUAAGUACCAAUUAAAAAAUGUUCUGUUUGUAAAAUUUA